Messenger RNA from Ahaetulla prasina, 15251 nucleotides. RefSeq names its product solute carrier family 25 member 22 (gene SLC25A22). The coding region runs from base 407 to 1378 and encodes 323 amino acids. The record is from RefSeq and is a predicted model, not a curated record. Gene Ontology annotation, molecular function: L-aspartate transmembrane transporter activity; L-glutamate transmembrane transporter activity. NCBI's taxonomy places the organism in Eukaryota, Metazoa, Chordata, Lepidosauria, Squamata, Colubridae. The transcript is spliced from 10 exons. Gene Ontology annotation, biological process: L-glutamate transmembrane transport; aspartate transmembrane transport; malate-aspartate shuttle.
GCGGUCGACUUCACGUGAGCUCUCUGGGGGACGCGAACUUUCGUGCGUAAACCGGGGGAACCAGCAGCAAAGGCGCUGCGAUUCCCGCCACCCACCGAAGGCGGCGCGUGAGCUGGAGCUGAAGGGGAGAAGAAGAAGGGGAAAAAAAAAAAAAAAACUCCACGGACAUCCUGGUCUGUACCACUUGAAGGAAAAGCCGGAGUGGAGGGAGGGGAAAGCCAAGAGGCAGCUAAGCCGGAGAAUCGGCGGUUUCUCGGGAGUUUCCAGGCAGAGGCGGGCAAGAAGCAGGGACCGCAACGGCUUGGUCGCUCGAAACCUACGGCAGAAUUAAGUGAUUGUAACCCCAAAGAUUUAGAAGACUUUUGGAAGACUAAAUCUUGUUUCUACAAGAUCAGAACUGAAUUAAAUGGCUGAUAAACAGAUUAGUUUACCUGCCAAGCUGAUCAAUGGAGGCAUAGCUGGGCUCAUUGGAGUCACCUGUGUGUUUCCUAUUGACUUGGCAAAAACACGUUUACAGAACCAACAGAAUGGCCACAGGAUGUACACCAGUAUGUCUGACUGCCUUAUUAAAACAAUCCGGUCUGAAGGAUAUUUUGGGAUGUACAGAGGGGCUGCAGUGAAUCUAACACUUGUGACUCCAGAAAAAGCCAUCAAGUUAGCUGCCAAUGAUUUCUUUAGGUACCAUCUUGCCAAAGAUGGGGGCAAGUUGACGCUGCCGAAAGAGAUGCUGGCUGGUUGUGGGGCAGGGACCUGCCAGGUGAUUGUUACUACUCCCAUGGAGAUGCUCAAAAUCCAGCUGCAAGAUGCAGGCCGAAUUGCUGCUCAGAAGAAGUCCAUGAUAGGACAAGCUCAGCUCAGCCCAUCAUCCACUGGCACCGGAGCUGCAGAGUCGGUUGUAGAGACGCGAAUGACAGCGAUGCAAAUCACAAGAGAUUUGCUUCGGAGCAAAGGCAUUGCAGGACUGUAUAAAGGACUUGGAGCCACGUUGCUCAGGGAUGUCCCAUUUUCUAUUGUUUAUUUUCCACUGUUCGCCAACCUGAAUAAACUGGGGCAGAAGAGCCCUGACGUCAAGGCUCCUUUCUAUGUCUCCUUCCUGUCUGGAUGUGCGGCAGGCAGCACAGCAGCCGUAGCUGUCAAUCCUUGUGAUGUAAUCAAGACAAGACUUCAGUCCUUGCAGAGAGGAGUCAAUGAAGACACAUAUUCAGGGAUAAUAGACUGUGCCAGGAAAAUCUGGCGUAAUGAGGGUCCCAUGGCUUUUUUUAAGGGGGCAUAUUGCAGAGCCUUGGUCAUUGCCCCACUCUUUGGUAUUGCACAAGUUGUCUAUUUCAUCGGCAUUGCUGAAUUCAUCCUCGACAUGUUUCCACGGCAUCGGGAUUAACCUCUCACCCUUCUUCUCAUCCAAUUGGAAUUCAUCAUAGUAUUUUUGUCAUUGUGAUGUCAGAGCAACGGCACAAAGGGUUCCAAGCAGUAAUAGUGGGAAUGAAUGUUGUCUCUAAAGUUAUUUUUCCUCAUAUCAACUUGGCCCUGAGGCGGGAUACCUAAAUAGUCAUAUCUGUUUUUUAAUUAUCAAUUUUAAAGACACUGCUUAACACAGACUGUCUGACUGGCCUGCUGUUCCUCUUGUCUAGUGGAAGAUGAGCCCCCUCUCCCCUUUUCUGGAACUGCCAACAACUCAAGAAAGAGCAAAAGAACAGGACCUGUUUCCAUGCCUCUAUUCUUGGGGUUAGGUCUCUGGGGAAAAAAAUCGAUUGGUACCCAAUAAAAGGGAGGUCAGUUUGACCCAGGCAAUUACUGAGAUCAGAAUAUUGGUUUUUAGAUGAGUCUCCUAAACAUCCCUUCUCCAAAUUAGCUGGACUUAAUGAACUUUUAAAUAUUAAGAGAGGGCAAAGGGAAAGCUGCAUCUUAAUGUUUUGAUUUUAUGAAAGGAUCACCUUCAUAAUAGGUCCAUGUGGGAAAAUGUACUCGGGACAACUGUGCAUUUGCUCUCUGAAACCUCAUCUUUUGGAAAUGUCUAGGGUCAUGAAUGUGAGCCAUGACAGUUGGGGGAAACCAAAUUAUUUGAAUUAAUUUUUUUUAAAAAAAUAUGCUGGAAAAAACUCUAGUAACAUAAAUACUUCUCUCUUUCAGCCUGAGAUGCUGCUUUCCAUGCUACUUUUCACCCCAUCCUGGGUUUCACAUGUCUGUGUCUUUUAAUCUGCGUAUAGAAUGUGUUUAUUGCUCCCUUAUUUUUGUUUGGGAACAUAGCAAGACCAAAGGCAACUGAACUCUUUUGUGGCUGGUCAGUGCUACAAAAAAGCUGGGAACAGAGCAUGAGAGAGGAAAACCUUGCAUGUUUCUUUAGUCACACCAAAGUCAAAGAAGUUUAACCUAUAUACCAGCAGAUUAUCAUUUUUUCCCCUGAACAACAAAUUGCAUUUUUGAAAUGCCAGUUUUUAUUGUAGAGGGGAAGUCUGCGUAUUUAUUAUUUUCAUAAAGUCAUCCAUGCAUAUAUGUUCUCAUUUUAAGCUGGUUUUCUGUUGUUUUUCCCUUACAGUUGUUUCAGUGGAAAAAGCCAUUCCAUUAUUGGCUGUUUCUUUCUUUUUUUGUUCUUGGCUUUGGUUAGUUCAGUCAGCUCCUUUUUGAAUAUCAAAUAUUGGGAGAUAAAUGUUUAAAAAAACAAAAUAUUUCUCUUUAAAAAUUAUAACACUUUUAGUCUUAAGGGACAGAAGAUCCAAUUUCUGGCAUGUUUUUGCUUACAUUUUGGACUUCUUGUCUCUGUAGAUUGCUUUAGUUGCUAGUAUUUUUAUGCCAUCCUAUAGAAAGAAUUUUUAUACAUAGUUGUCUUCUCAAUUCAGAAAUGUUCUUGGAUUCCAAAUCUGAAUAUUAACUAUGUUCACAUUCCUUAUGAGAUCUUUUGAAUAAUAAGGAUUUUUUUAAAUGUGUCAUUAAUUUUUUUACUUGCUCUUUCAAAUUCAGUGUAAAACCAUGUCUGUUUUGGAAAGUUAGUUGUAGGGUUGAAGAUGGUCAAAAUAACUGUGGGGCAGGUAAGACUGGUUUAGAAUAGAAGCUAUAUUUAAUAAUUUGUUUCAUGAAACACAGAUUUUUCUUUGUCCUUUUAUAAGCAUUUAAUCAUGAUUUAAAACUUCUUUUGCAAUAUUUCUUUCACCCAACUAAUCUGACAUCACUUCAAAAAAAAAAAGAACGCCUUAAGAUUUCAUUGUUAAACUAAGAAAUAUAAUGGCACAUAAUAUUUGAAUUAAUUGCAACAAUAUAUUUUGAUAUUUUUGAAACAGAAAUUAAGUAAAAUUUUGGGUUUUUAGGAAGCACAAGAUUAGGAUUAGUUGAUGCACUUUAAUAAGUAAAGUUUAGAUCCUUAUUUUAAUUAACAUUUGGUUAAAUGAAAACUUUAAAAAUAUGAUUGUCAUUUUUUAAAAAAAAGAAUCAAAUGUUUAAUAUCCUCUACAAUAGUGUCUACAAGAUUGCAAGGUGAAAGCAUGGAUAAAGAAAUUUAUUUAUACCUCAACUAUGGCCAGAUUAAUAAAAUUGCUACUAGAUUGCAGCUGCAUGCUUUAUCAGGCAGAUUUCCUGCUGAGUUGUGGGUCAGCAGUACUGCUGGAAAAGGAGAAAAAGAACUAUUUUGGGGCAAGGAAAACUUUACCAUGCCCCAGAUGUAGUAAAAUAAGGUGUCACUAUUUCACAGGCCUUCAUAUUAUCUAGUAAUGUUAACGCUAAUAUUUUUAAGGCAUGCUUAUGCUACAGAGACAAUCUAAUUGGAGUGUAAUUAAUGUUUGUCUGAAUGCUUGUCAGAGGGGCUUGUAGCUCCGUGGAGCCAUAGUUAGCUGAGUUCUUUUCUUGUAAGGAAAUUGUGAAUCACUGGGGUAUUGACAGUCUCUUAGGUUUCUUGAUUUCCAAAGGUUUACUCGCAAGUGCUCACUUUAAAAAGAAACCCUCACAAUGUGACUUCAAGCAUAUUUUAAGUUGUAGAAGUUUUUCGUCUUGUUUUAACAGAUUUGACUUUUUCUACCUAAGGUCCAAGAGCUUUGACAGGCCUCUUGCAGCCUAUGGUGACUUUUGCACAUUCCAUGUAACACAGUUGUAUUUAGGAUAAUCUUGAUAAAGCAAAAAGAUUGACCUGACAAUGAAUUGCUUGUAUUAUUUUUAAAUAUGUGAUUCUGUCUGCUAUUUAGCCUGUGACAACCAACACUGGCUAAAGUUUGCAAUGAAAAUAAGAUGAAGUCCAUAGGUGAACUGCUUUCAUACAGUGAGCUUCCCAUUGCUUCUCUUUAACAAUCUGCAUUUCAGCCUUUGCAUGAAAGCACAGUAAUUUGUUGGCAAGUAAAAGCUCCCUUAAUUGCAUGUUUGGAAGAAGAUGUGCCAGAGGUGAGCAUCUAAAAAUGACCACUUGGUACAGUAGGGUUGGAGACUGCCUUAGAAGAAAACUGUGGAGGCUCUGCGUCUAGAAAUAUCCACCUAGAGUUUGGAUGGUGAUGAUCAUUAGGAAGGGAAGUGGAGAACUGAUGUAUAUUAAACUGAAGUGGAACAGAAGUUAAUGGUGUUGGGUUUUUAAUAGAAUCAUGUGGAUGUGAUUUUGAGCUUUUUCUGCUUUUACUUUGGACAUAUGGAAGGCAAUGCGUACAACAUAAAAUGCAUAUAUACAUUCUGGUCUACAGAAACUUGUUAUCUAAUACAUGAUAUCAUAUUUUAUAUUGUUCCCCACCAGUGUAACAUCAAUAUAAAGCUCAGUCCUAGGUCUAAUCAUGUGCUGGUUAGUUGUUGUCAUUUUUUAAAUUGUGUCUGACCACAUUUUUGUCUGUACUCACAGGGUACAAGCAGGUUAACAGGUAACAUGUCUUAGCCACUGCAUGCUAACUGAGAAGCAACAAAUUUUCAGGACUACAUUUCAUUUACUAAAUACGGAUUAAACAUUCUAGGUCUUGUGCACAACAGCUCAGAAAGGACUCUGGUUGAUUAAAUAAUAGUACCAUGAUUAAACAUGAUAAUAGCAAAUAUAGGCUAUUUGCUGAUCCCUUCUUAAAUUCUAAAAAUAAAAUAAAUAAAAUAAAAAAUAAAAAUAAGUAUUGUGGAUUAAACAAAAUUUAAAAAGAUGACAGGGAUGGGUGGGUGUCCAGAAGAGAUUUGAAGGCUGCAAUAAUUUUCCUUCAGGAAAAUGUCCCCUUUUGUUACAGUCCUUUUACUUCAAAUCUCUUCUCUGAAUGCAAAUCUGACAUUAACUGCCAUUAUUAAUAUCUUAACAAAUCUCAGUUUAAGACUGGUUCUAUGGGAGAAUAUAGUGGGGGACAUUAACAGGGAAAGGGCAUCACAGGGUAACUUUUGUAUCCUUCUUCUGAAUAAAGCCUAUUUCAUGAAUGUUACUACCCAGAUACUCAUUUAAGGGAAUUCAUUUUGUUAGUACUUCAAAAUAUUUUAAAGUAAAACUAGAGAUAGACUCUCCUGUAAAUUAUUAUGUAAGCUAAAAUGAACAUACAUUCUUUACUCGCUGAGCUUCUACUGAAAUCUUUUGCAUUAGGAAAGUUUAAUGCUGAAGAUAACAAAAUAGUAAAAUUUGAUUCUAUACUUUCCAUCUACCAAGAAUUACUUUUUUUCACAAAAUAUUAUUAAGCAGCAUUUAAAUACAGAUAAAACAUCUUAUAAACAAAGCAAAUUAAUAAAUACAAUCAAAACCCUUUUGUGUCAGGUUUUCUUCUCAUAUGCACUUUGUCCUCUGAAAUUUUAAAAGCAAUUAGAUUCUGUGAAAAUUACAAUGAUUUGUAAUUAAUGAUGACAAUAUAACUAUAGAACUUGGGAAAAAAUAAAUCAUUAGCAGAUUCAUCUAAUUAGGCAUGAUUCUGAUUCACAGAAAUCAGUGAAUUUUUAUUGAGUAACAGCAACAGAAGAAAAUAUUUCUGUACUUUAAAUAAUUCUUGGUUAGGGAUGUUGGUUCAGUGGUGGGUUACUACCAGUUGGCCCCAGAUUGGGCGAAUCGGUAGUGGUGGCGAGAGGGUCCAUGCCAGAAGCAUCACCUGUGUGUGCGUGCACACAAGCAAAACAGUAGCAAACUAAAUUGAAACCCACUACUGUGUUGUUAAUAUAAAGAGCUAUUUUUCAUAGAAUCUAUUAUUCCUUCUUGAAAAGUUAUUUUCAUUUUCCUAAUCAUUAACCAAAUCUACUUUUUUUUGGACAGAAAUUGUCCCAGAUCAGGCCAAAACAUUUAUAAUACAAUCCUGUAAAUCUCUAACUGGAAUUAUUUCUGAAUUUAAAGCUAAAAGUCUCUCAUGCUUCAAAUAUAUGUUUAUUUAAUGAUACAUUUGCUGAUUGCCUUUUCUAAAAACUCGGGCCUUGCUUUAACAUGAUUUUUUAAAAUUAGGAAACACUUCUAGUUUUUAUUCCUCUCACAAAUGCGUAGUAGCUCCUAUAUGUAACAUUCUGUCAAUAGUCUUAUCAGUGAAGGUCAGAUUUUAGACUUCAUAUUUUAACAGUAUAAUUUUUAAAGCUAGUAGAUAUACUGUAUUAUAGCCGAGUAGGAUCUUUUUCAUGUGCAGCUUUGUCUUCCCACCAUGUUAGAUAGGAAAAUGUUCUAAUACUCUCAUAUCCUCCUUUGCAAGUGCUUAUGGUUCUGCCGUCAAGAAGAGAGUGUUGGUCCAGAGCAACCUGCAUCUACAGGGUAGGAUAUAAGCGAUACACCGAUAAGGAAAUGGAGGGUGAUUCCUGCUUUGAGCUAAAGAGCUUAUAGAUGUAGCAAACUCCUACAGAGAUGCUAAUACUCUAGAACAUAUGUGCAGAACUUUGAACAGAGGAUAGCUUUGACCUUCAAAAGAUAUGCUAUGGGGCAGAAUGAAAAUGGGAGGAAGAAAGUAAAAUAAAGAAUUGGAAAUUGUCCCACAUGGGAACCAGUGGACAAAGAGUUCCAGCUCACUUUCUGUUCCAAAAUUAAUAAAUAAUGGAGUACAUUUGUUUCUGAGUUGACUUGAAAGACUGCCUGAAUGUUUUUCUAUUAAAUCCAUCUGUUAUUGUAAAAUCAGUACAGUUCAUUGAUUCCUCCCACCAUCAGAUCUGUUGCUAUAAUGAAUUUAUAAAUUAGAUUCUGGAUAGACCUGAUACUUCCUCCUCCCCCACCCCAUCAAAAUGUCUGCAAUAAAACCAGAUGUAAUGUUCAUUAGGAAAUGCAGGUUCCCCCUUAUCAAAUUCUGUGCUCUGUGCCAUCUCCCCCUCUGUUCAUCCAUUAAAUGAAUUUUAUCAAUUGUUUCUCAAUUAUGGUUUCUUUGAAUUUGGGUGUCCUGCAUGCAUUCGAAGGUACCUGGCAUUCAGACUUAGUUACCUAGAAAAAAGUGAAUCAGAAGAAGGAAUAUCACAUUUAGGUACACCCAGAGGAUAACAAUAUCUCUGGGAUCCAUAUUAAUAAAGGAGCAUGAUGAAAAGACAGUGGUAUUGGUAACAUCUAGAUCAAGGAAGGAGAUAAUUUUAAAAAAGCUCCCUGCUGAUUUAAACCAAGCUAACAAGGCUAAAAGAGGCAGUAACAAAAUGAGGAAUUUAAAACCUUGAUUAAUCUGAUGCAAACUACACAGACAAAAAGGUGGCAUAAAAUAUAAUACAAAUAUUAAAGUUGGCCAUUAAAUGUGUGUUGAUAAUCCUUACUGCUACACUACUGAAAUUUAACAGUGGUUCCAGAACCACAUACAAGAUCUUGCUAAGGAGGGGAUGCUCAGAUUUGGAUCUCUGCUCUAGACAUUGGUGCGACAUUAACACAAAUAUAUGAUUUCUCUUGUUCCCUUAUUCUGCUAUUAGGGCAGGGUUUGCAAUAGCAUCUGUGGAACCUUAACAUUGAAUAAUGUUUAAACAACAUCACAAAAUUUGGGGAUACUUUGCUACUGAAAGCUUUGCAAGAUUUAGGGUAGUUGAAUUGCAACAUUUCCUGCAAGAUACUGGAGUUAUCCUGUGAGAUCUUGGUUAUGAUAAUCAUUGAACUUUGCAGAUAUUUAUCAUUAAUGUAUUACCCUUGUUUGUGCACCAGUGCCUUUGUAUGAAACAGUGCCUGGAAAUAUUUCCAGUUGAUACAUUUCAUGAUGCAACUUAACAUUUUGAUGACAUGGCUGCUGAUGGGAAGGUUAAUUUGAAUGUUGUUUUCCCAACAUAAUUUAUUGAAAUCUUUGCGAUUUCAGUCAAUAUUUACUAUGACAUUCACCCUAUUGAGGAGGGAAAAAAUUCGUCUGCUAUUUGUAUUUGAUUUAUAAAGGAUGCUAAUUUUUAAGGUGCUAUAAGAUUCCUUGUCACUUUUAUUUCUUCAAAACUUUCUAAGAUAGUGCAUUGUGCUGGUCCUCAGUAAGUUUUGCUGCUAUGAAAUGGAUUGUAAUACUUGAUAUGUAUAUUACAGCUCUGUUGUAUAAAUACAAAAAAUAGCUACUUAAGCUAUUAAGAAUCCUGUUAUUUUACUGCGCAGCAGCUUACAAUAUAUUCUUACGACAUGAAAAGGAAGUAAAUAUCUAGUGAUAUUUUUGAAGUAUAAAUAAGGUUGCAGUUUUCUAGAAACAUGGGAUCAGUUUGGGAAGAUUAAAAUUUAAAAUUCCCAUUUUUCUGAUGAAACCUGCCAUAUGAGAGUGGAAAUUAAUAUUUUAUAGCUUUGUAUCAUGUCACUGUAACCUUAGAAGGAAGUCUACAGUAUUCAACUGCUUGAACCACUGGGAGCUUGAACAAAAAUGACAAAUGGAAUAUACAUUUACAAUUUUAAAAAACUCAUGUUUUGAUCACAUUUUGAUAAUUGGUUGCUGCAAAUCUUUUGGCCAGUGAAUGUGUUUUGAAUAUAAAAUUAAGACAUACUUGAAGUUAAUCUGAAAAUUUAAAUGGCCUGUUAAAUUCCGAAUGAUGCUUCAUCAUUAAAGGGGAGAGGCUUCCUUCUUAGAAGAAAAAAGAGACCUUGAAAAUCAGCUUACUUUUAAUUUUUAAGUAUGGAUUUUCAAUUCCAUCUGCUUCCUGUCAUAGUCUAUUAAGACAAAGUUAUAGCCUGAUUCAUUGAUAUUUUUUUCAGCCUUUGCCACCUCCAUCUGUCCAAGCCUUGGUGUCUGAAUGGACUCCAAAGCAUUUUUUGUAUUCCGCUGCUUGCCAUCUUCUUUAUGGCAUUGUCAUGUCCUUCCUUGUAGCCCUGAACAGAAUUCCAUUGCUCAAAUAAUCUUCCAAUUGUCUAUAUACCCUAUGUAAUUUACUUGCUUCUUCUCUGACCUUGGAUUUAAGAAAAAAAUAGUGUUGGUAAUUUUUUUUUCAUGCACCUCUUCCAAUGUUGCUUGUACCAUGAAUAAGCUUCUAGUCUAGUUCAUAUGAGACACUUGCUUUAAAAGGGGAGAAAUGGUGAGAUGCAUUGUGCUUUAAAAAAAAAACUGGAGGAAAAUCAUACAAUUUUGUAGCCUCUGCAUGUAAUAGAUUACAGCAAUUAUCCAUAGCCCUAAAGGAUAUUUGCUUAUGCCAAUCUUUUUUUCUUUAGGAUUUUGCAUAAUCAUUUUUUUUAAUAAAAUGUUUCUAUUAAAAACUUUUUAAAAGAGGGAAAGACUUAGAUUUAAAUCCAUGGCGGAAGACAUGUCAUUUAGCUUUGUUAUGAGAAAUGUUAGUUAAAUGUCAUAAUUAUAGGCCAAAUAUGACUAUAAGAGCACCAUCUGUCCCAGUGAUAAUCCAUAGCACUUUCCCAGAUAUUCCAGUGAUCUCCUUAAUUCUGUUUAUCUCUGUUGCCUCCCCCUUCUUCUGCUUCCCUCAGCCUUGCCAAGAACAGGGUUUUUUUUAUUAUAGUUCACCAUGUAUUUGAAUCACAUGCUCAGUUCUCAAAUUUCUGCUACUGAUCACUGUCUCAAGGGAACAGUCUUUAUUUUCUUUAGAACAGAUUGAAUUGGUUCCCCUUGCUGUCUAGGGUUCUCUCAGUAAUAGUCUCCAAAUCCAUAAUUUGAAGGUGUCUAUUUUCUUUACUUUCAAUGCUCAGCUUUAACAGAUUAGCAUAUCAUUGGAAAAAACACAGCUGUUCUGAAUUGUAAUGGCAUUAGUGUGUGCUUAUCCUUCCUGAACUUGUUUAAAUUUGUCACUAUGUUCUCCUUACAACUUCUUUUUUUACUUCUACAGUCUAUACGUUCUUCAACAAAAGACAAAACUAUCUCCCAUUAUCUCAUUCUUCCCAUAAACUAUAAAUUAUCCAAAUAUGCAGAUUGGCGUUACCUUUAUCUUAAUGUUUAACAGUAACCCUGAUUGUUUACCUCCUGUUUGUACUUUCAUAAUAUUCUCUUCUGUGUCUUCUUUAGUUUCAGCACAACAUGGCAGUGCCUGCUUAUUUUAAAUUAUUACAAAAAGUUUUGAUCUCUUUUGCCAUCUCUUCUAAUACUGCUACUUUUAUUAUUUGUUAAGCAAGUUCAACAACAGCAUUUUUGUCUCAGUCCUGUCUCUACUCAAACUGGCACCAUUUUUCAAACUCAGUUUUCACAUAAUGAACAUAAUGUAAACAUAAAACAAAAACAUAAAACAUAAUGAAAAAUAUGCAGUUAAUUCACUUGCUUUAUUCAUAUAUGGGUGACUUCCAACUUUACAUGAAGUGGUAGUUGUUGAUAUGGGGGAUAAGGGAUAAGGGAAAAAACCCUGAGAGAUGGGUCCCAAAGGUGCUUUUUCAAGAGGCAAGUGGACUUUCUUGUUCUUCUUUGAAGACAUUUUGCUUCUCAUCCAAGAAGCUUCUUCAGCCCUGAUUGGAUGGUGAGGAAUGGAAGGAUUAGUAUUCCUUGCAGACAGCUGGUCAUUUGCAUUCUUUUGCAGAGUCAUUGAGGCCACUUAGAGAUUUGUCUGCGUCCAAGAGUUGAGAAGACAUUUCAUUAGUAAACCUGUAUUUGGUGCAAAUUACUCUCAAUAAUUGAAAUUUUUGUCCUCUUACUCCAGCGCUAGAUGGAAUGUAGAGUCUUCUUUGGUAGAAAUUUCCACAAAGUAGAGGGUAGAAAAUGUUUGCAUAAUAUAAAGAGCUGCAAGUCAGCCAGACAACAUACUGUAUAGUGCAAAAAUAACUGAAACAAACAAAACAUUUUUCCAUCUCAAAACAAUGAGCUGGAUUCAUCAUGACAAAUUUUGGUCCUCCCGCAACUCUGUUGUUUAAAUACUAAGUCGUUGCUAAUUGUGUGUGUGAGAAAGAGAGGCAGAUAGAUGGACAGGCAAUAUAUUCAGUUUUGCAUGCCAGGCUUGCCUAGAGAAUAGCUUUGUUUUUAGAUGCAAGGAUGUAACUGAGUUACAGCUUCACUGAAAAAUAACAAGCCUACGUAGACAUCUCCAAGGACUGUUUUUAUUUCUGAUCAGCUCAGUUUUAUAGGUUUCUCUCUGUCUUCACAAUGUUAGAAUUGUUUCUCUGUCUAGACAUGAAAUCAAAUGUCAGUAAUUAAUAGGGAGCAGCACACUUCUGCUGGCUUGUUUUGAGACAUUUCCAUAGAAUUUCCUCCCAGGUUGUUGUGUUUUGCAAAGACACGUUAGCCAACAGGUUUGUACCCACAGGUUCACUCAGCUUUACUGUCACAAUGACAGAAUGUGAGCAAGAACAGUGGUAGUCUGUCUUCUGUAAAUUAAGCCAUGGAUCUCCGGUGCUACACAUUUGUGUCUAAACAAUAAGCUCAAGGAGAACUUCCAAAAUUGAGAACCAAAGCAUAUGAAAGACAUGUUCUUUAUAGAGAAUAACUAUUAUUGGGAAAUACUUUAGCUGUGGCCAGAAGAAUCAUAUAAAAUUUGACAUUUUGAAAGUAUGAUAUGAUCUGCAUUAGGAACAAUAUAUAGAAUUAAUUGGGGGCAGGUGGGUCAAGUGAAAGUCAUAUCAAGAGAUGGCGUCAACUCACAUGCACUUUAAGAAUAUGGGGAAAGUUAAGAUAUGAUGCAAUGUGCUGUAUGUGACACUGCUGCAUAUUGCAUCUAAAAUAAAGCAGUUACAAAUAAACAGUCCACUUUUAAUCCAAACUCUGCUCCAAAUAAUUGGCGCUUAUAUAAAUGCCACCAUGGGAAGAGUUAAUAUUAGAAAAUUCUAGAUCAGACGAGCUUCCAGUCAAAGUGUAUCCCUUUCCUGAUGACCCUUGACUAUCCCCACAACCAUUUUUGUGUUGCUCAACAAGUAUUUAUUUACUUAAUCAAAUAUCCUCUUUUUCCUCUCCAUGAGCCAGUGGGCUCUCCUUUUGAUUGGAAGCCCCAAAACAAUCAACCAAUCAGUUCCUACUUCCUUCUUCUUCCUUUGUAAGGUAUUAUUAUGUGGCAUUGAGGAAAUAAAGGAAUGAUCAGACACUAUAUGGAGGAAGUGGCAACACUGUCACUGUGAUGGCUGAUCACUAUUGAAAGGAUAAAUAUCUCACCUCUAAUCUUCAGGGUAGCCUAAGUGCCUUAAAAAAAAUCCUCUUCACCCACAGCAUGAUUGGCUGUUGCUUAAUUGUUUUUGAAAGAACAUCCAUUGCAAAACAAGUUAGGAAGAGCAAGGCUGCUGGAAUUCCUUCCAACUUUAAUAAUAAUUCUGCCCUGAGUCACAUGAUGAGGGAGGGGCUAAGAAUUGAGAGAUUGGCAGCAUUCUGAGCAGCUGCCCAACAGCCUCUCUCAUAGGGAUGCAUGGGAGGAGUUACAGGUAGUCCUUGAGUUAUGGCCACAAUUGAGCCCAGAAUUUAUGUUGCUAAAUGAAACAUUUAUUAAGUGAGUUUUGCCCCAAUUUACGACCAUUCUUGCCAAAGUUGUUAAGUGAAUCACUGUAAUUGUUAGUAACACAGUUAUUAAGUGAAUCUGGCUUCCCCAUUGACUUUGCUUGUCAGAAGGUCAUGAAAGCGGAUCAUAUGACACUGGGAUAUGUAAUAAAUAUGAACCAGGUGCCAAGCAUCUGAAUUUUGAUCAUGUGACCAUCAGGGUGCUGCAAUGGUCGUAAAUGUGCAAAACGGUCAUAAGUCACUUUUUUCAGCACCGUUGUAACUGAACGGUCACUAAAUGAACUGUUGUAAGUCAAGGACCACCUGUAUUCUGCAAGAUUUUUCUUCACAGCUCUGGUUUGGAUCACGCCCAUUUUCAAACUCCAUCUUUCUUUUGCUGGCUUAUUUGCCUACAUCAAAUUUGAUCCUAUUGGUUCUCCUUUUUUUGAAUUGAUCUGACAAAGUCCCAAGAUCCUCUAUAUAAUUUCUAACUAUCUAUGUGGUUGGAAAGCAUAAAAAGCAACAUUUCAGGAAGUGGCUUUGUUUAUCACAAGCACAAACUAUAGUCAAUGCUGUGUGUGCCUCACUAUUCAGUCCUGGAAAAUAGAUUUUAUGUCACUAUCCAAUAAAAGUGUGUUUAGCCUUUACUUGGGGUAUAUCUGGACAAUUUUUAAAGUUCUGAGAGAGCAGCUGGCCCUUGUAUGUUCCAUUUUUUCAACCUCUUUUUGUUGAUCUGAACUGGAAAUACAAUUCUGGCUCAUUAAAAAAUAUUGUAUGUAAAGCUAUAUAGCAGUGAUGGCGACCCUUUUCGGCACCGAGUGCUGAAAAGGGAGCACUUAGCACGUGUGCUCCGCGACCAGGAGGAGGAGCUGCCCAGGGGGCAUGUGCGCACCAGAUAAGGUACUUCUGGUUUCUGGCACAUCAGCAAGUCUUCCGGUUACUGCCAUGCAUGCACACGUGCCAAUCAGCUGGCCAACAUGCAUGCUCACACUGGAAAAUGGAAGACAAGCUCUUCCAGUUUCUGGAACUGCCGCACGCAGAAAGGCCAGCUAAUCAUCGCGUGUGCAUGUGCGCCAGAAACCCAGAAGAGGAACGGGUGAUGCCGCACGUGCCAGGCAUGAUGGCUCCGCAUGCCACUUCGGACACGCGUGCCAUCACGGCUAUAUAGCGAACUUCAAAAUAUAUCAUACAGAGUCUUGGCAAAUGAAUGGAUCUGAUAAUUUUCAGCAUAAAUUGAUCUCAGUUCUGUCACCUGGAGUUGUUAACAAUAGUUUGUGGACCAUAGAAUCCACUUUCUGUGUUCCACAAAAUGCCACGAAGCAUAUACAAAGGCCGACAUAUACGGUAUACACCUGACAGGUCUGUGAACUAAAACAAUAUUUCUUGCUCCCAUUUGAAACUAGGUUAUUUCAAUAAUUUGAGCAAAUACUGAAAACAAGUGUGAAAGGGGACAGAGCCCCCUUGUUAAAUGAUGGUUAAAAUGCUCAUUUUGUAAGCCUGCCUUUGUGAAAACUGAUGGACCUCAGGCAUCCAUUUUGUGUUACAUAUGUAUGCAGUGAUCACUGAGUUCUUGGUGUUAGGUCGUCUUUGGCAUGCAAAGUUCAGCUUUUUUUGUAUGGGGCUGUAUUUUUGUGCAAGAAUGCACACUGCUGGAGGUUCCAGAUGGGAAUGUUUUGAUAUUGUGCUUACAUCUAAUGCUUUUGUGGAGUGGCAGGGUCGGGUGGGGUAUCGCUUUUAUUUUUGAACUUAUUUUUUUCAGGUUUGUCACCAAUUCUCCUCAUUGCAUCAGUGAGUUUGAUCCAGUAGCACAGGUUUUCCUCUUUCCCCUCCUAAAACCAUAGAUGCUUCCUCUCCUGCUUUGGCGUUUUUGUUUCCUUGGUUGUAUUUUUCAGGCCCCGCAACUGUUUCUUCAAUAGUGCAAUUUAGUGUGUAUUUGUGAUUUCGUGUCCAAUACAACACUGGAGGGAUAGGAAUUAACAUGGUAAAAUGGUUUUGGACAAACUUCUUCACUCUUAAUCUAAGUUAGGAAUGUAAUUGUGACACAUCCUCUUUCUUUAUCUGACAUAGUUGAUUUUCUUUGAGAACUCAAUGUCAGGUAGGCCUUCUAUUUCAAAAUUUCCUAGACUGACUUUUUGGAGUUUAAGGCCUUGGUUAGUUUCAACAGAAAACAGGAAGAACCAAUCAACUUUUCUGAACUGUAUUGUUUUUAGUACUGAUAAUUUCUGUUCGUAAUAUGUCAGUUGACAAGAUUAUAUCAUUUUAUGUUCACUAUUUAUUUUCUGAUAUGAAAAUACCUUGUUAUUCCUUAUCUUAAACACUCAUUUAUUCAAUUAAAUAACAUUUUAUGUUUCCAUUUACAUUAGCCUCUGUAUGUGUGCGUGUUUGUGCACACGCUUAUUUUGUUCUGAGAUGUUCCUGAAUGAAGUUCCAGAUUACAAUUUUAGUAUAUCCUGUUGCUGAAUAGGAAUUUUAAACUACUUGUACUGUGGUUUUUUUAAAGUGCUGCUUAAAAAUAAAACUUAAAAGGAGAAUGAUUUUUUUCUCCUGAAGAGUUUUGAAAAGUACUUUUGUGUAUUGUCAUGUAAAAUAAAUAUCUAAAUAGAAUUAAAAUCUAAUUCUCCAGUGCUA